GUGGACAGAAGAGUGUGCGGGGUAACAGGUCGCUCCUCAUGGUCGUCAGCAGUGUUGUUUUAGUGCUCGUGGAGUUCAGUGGGUGUUGAAGAAAGAAAAUUGUAUGUUUUAAAGUGAUCUGGUUAAUGUGCAUUUGGAAAAGAUGGAUUUUCUUACUACUGGUAAACGCUUGUUUAUUAUAAGUGCUUCUGUGUUUUGUCUGGACUCUGUCGUGACAGUGAAGAAAUUUAGAUUGCGAGACGGUGGAUCGAGCCUCCAGCAUUCCUUUGAGCUGAAAAAUGAAUAUGAAUUUAGUGCUGCACAUGCAUAAACAGAUACAAUACAGAAAAAGAGAAACAGAGUUUGGGCAGGACCUGGCUGGCAUGGAUCAGUAGGCCCUCUGCUGUGAUUCUCUGACUCCUAGAAGACAUUGGUGAUUGGCUGACCAGGAUGGCUGACCUCCCUCCACCACCACCACCACUGUACGAUAUAAACAACCUGCCACCUCCACCACCACCACCACAGGUAGAUUACGAAGUGGGUCUCCCACCACCGGUGGGAGUGUGUGAUAAUGUUCCACCACCACCGCCACCACCACCGCCAGAUUACGACCUCUCCUCGUCUCCCCAAAAGAUGGGGAGAGGACACGACACCUCCCAACUCAUUCCACCUCCACCACCACCACCACCAGACUACGAGCUACCUUCACCUCCCCACCAAGUGGAGAUGGGUAAGGACAUCUCCCCACUACCACCACCCCCACUACUGCCCUCCCCGGACUACGAGCUGCCUUCACCUCCCCACCACGCCUGGAAAGAUAUCUCCCAGCUCCCUCCACCUCCACCACCGCCCCAGGAGGACGAGGUCUCCAUGCCUCCCCACCACAUGGGGAAGGACACCUCCCCAGCAGUAGAGUAUACAGACCGUCGCAAGGCAUCACAAACACCCCAUGAGUAUUAUCUUGGAGAAUACGAGACUUCCAGCAAUCGCCAGCCUAGUCGCCUCUCCUCUGCCACUUAUGUUACCCCAGAUGACAACACAGGAAGGAUGGGUCGCAGGAGCUGCAGUGUCAGCCAGAGCAACAAGACCUACAAGAGCGGUCGGAUAAGCAUGGGGACCUCUGCAGGCGGUGUCUCCGCUCCGGAUCUGGGUACUUUGCAUCAAUCUGGGGCGAAUGGGUCCAACAUGCCCCGGAGGGGGCCAGACGGAGCCACCAUGCCCCGGAUGGGUCCAGACGGGGCCUCCAUGCACCGCAGGGCGUCCUCGGCUUCGGUGAACGCUUACACCCAGCCACUUAUUAUGACCAACACCGUGCAAGACAGCCUUUACGGCACCAUGAGUCGUGCAUCCAGACGCUCGAAUCAGCAACCACAGCACUCCACAGCGGAGGCCUAUGGCACGAUCCGCAGGAAUCACGGACAACAUCGCGUGUCCACCGCUUCACUGGUGCAUGGCGACCAUGGGAUGUUCGACACCGCGCCCUUCAGGUCAUCCAGGGAUAUCCGCAACGUCCAGUGGGAUGAAGGAUCAAUCACGCUCACGCCCGGGAGCAGCCAGUACUCCAUAGCGAGCAGGUCAGUGUCAUCUGGGUCAUUGAAGAUGACGCACAAGGAACAACAAGAAAGCAACAAGGAGCACGCUUUCCACCAGAAGCUCACAUCUGCACCUUGUAUUGUCAGCGGUGGAGGCAUCGGAAUGGCGGGCGAACGUGUGACAAUCACGGAUGCACUGAGCAAUGUCGACGUUUUGGAUGACUUGCCUCUGCCUGACCAGCAGCCUGUCAUUGAGGCACAGGCAUGCUCGGUUGUGUACACUGCUAAUUUUGAUACUAACUUUGAAGAUCGUAUGGCAUAUGUAACUGGGGUAGCAAAGUACAUGGAAGAGGCUGCAACUCAUGCAGAACUGAACAAACUUUUGGAGGAAGGAGAGCAGCAUGCAGUUAUGCUUUACACAUGGCGCUGCUGCUCCCGGGCUAUCCCACAGCCCAAGUCAAAUGAGCAGCCCAAUCGUGUUGAAAUAUAUGAGAAAACAGUCAGGGUGCUGUCUGAUGAGGUGAAGAAAUUAACAAAAUUCAUGAACUUUCAGCGUAAAGCCAUUGAUGUCUUCUGCACCCAAGUCAAACGCCUUUGUCAUCAGGAGAAAAGAAAAGACUUUGUGUCAGAAGCUUAUCUGCUUACGCUUGGAAAAUUCAUAAAUAUGUUCGCAGUUUUGGACGAAUUGAAAAAUAUGAAGUCUAGUGUUAAGAAUGACUAUUCUACAUAUAGAAGAGCUGCACAGUUCCUGAAAGUAAUGAGUGAUACACAGUCUCUUCAGGAAUCACAGAAUCUCUCCAUGUUCCUCGCCACUCAAAACAAAAUACGUGACACACUUAAGGAGAAGCUCACAGCAAUCCCGUCAUAUGAAGACCUUCUCUGUGAUGUGGUGAACAUCUCAGUUCAUAUGUUUGAGAACCGCAUGUACCUGGCUCCCAAGGAGAAACAGAUGCUGGUGAAGGUGAUGGGCUUUGGCCUCUUCCUCAUUGACUCAGAAAUCUGCAACAUCAAUAAACUAGACCAGAAGAAGAAGAUCAAACUGGAUAAGAUAGACAAAAUUUUUAAGAAUUUAGAAGUUGUACCACUGUUUGGAGAUAUGCAGAUUGCUCCUUUCAAUUAUAUAAAAAGGAGCAAGAACUUUGAUUCCAAGAUGUGGCCAAUGUGUAGUGCCUCAUCCAUCAGUCCCCAGGCAGACCUUAUGUGCCAUCUGCCUCGUAUCCGUGAGGAGCAUAUCAAAUACAUCUCUGAUCUUGCUAGAUAUAGUAAUGAGGUUAUUACUACAUACAAAGAGACUGCUAGAACUGAUGCAGAGAACAAAGAUAUAGCAGAUUUGGCUCUCCAUGGUCUGCAGCUACUCAGUGAAUGGACGAGUGUUGUCACAGAAUUAUAUUCAUGGAAACUUCUUCACCCAACAGAUCACCACUCAAACAACCAUUGUCCUGUUGAUGCCGAGGAAUAUGAGAGAGCCACUCGGUACAACUACACAGAUGAAGAAAAAUUUGCAUUAAUUGAAGUCAUUGCCAUGAUCAAGGGACUGCAGGUGUUAAUGGCUCGUAUGGAGACUGUCUUUCUUGACUCCAUUCGACGAAAUAUUUACCAAGAGCUGCAGGACUUCGUGCAGCUUACCCUCCGAGAUCCCCUCCGAAAAGCUAUCAAAAACAAGAAGGAAUUAUUGAGAACUAUACUUGUAUCAGUGAGAGAAACUAGUGCAGACUGGAGUAAAGGAAUGGAACCUCCAGAAGACCCAGCCUUGAAGGGUAAAAAAGACCCAGACAAUGGUUUUGAGAUUAAGGUCCAAAGAAGAAAUGUUGGCCCAUCUUCGACGCAGCUCUAUAUGGUGCGGACAAUGCUGGAAUCUCUUAUCUCAGACAAAUCAGGUGGAAAGAAAACCCUGAGAAAGGAGCUUGACGGACAACAUCUCUGUCAGAUUGAUGAGUUUCACAAGACAUCAUUUUUCUGGACCUACCUCAUAAAUUUCAGUGAAACUUUGCAAUAUUGCUGCGACCUUUCCCAGUUGUGGUAUCGAGAGUUCUACUUGGAAAUGACAAUGGGUCGAAGAAUACAGACGUGCACAGUGGAACACCAGCACAAUGAGGAAUGCAAAGACUUGGUGGUGAUGGAGAAGCGCAUUCAGUUCCCCAUUGAGAUGUCAAUGCCAUGGAUUUUAACUGAUCACAUCCUCCGCUCCAAGGACGCAUCAAUGAUGGAAUGUGUGCUGUAUCCAUUAGAUUUAUAUAAUGACAGUGCAUAUUAUGCCCUGACUCACUUUCGCAAGCAGUUUCUUUAUGACGAGAUUGAGGCAGAAGUCAACCUCUGUUUUGACCAGUUUGUUUUCAAGUUAUCGGAACAGGUCUUUGCCUACUACAAACACCUUGCUGGCAGCAUACUCCUGGACAAGCGCUUCCGGAGUGAGUGCAGUCAACACAACAUGAGAAUUCACUAUCCUCCAGCUAAUAGGUAUGAAACCCUGCUCAAACAGCGUCAUGUUCAGCUCCUAGGACGUAGCAUUGACUUGAACAAGCUCAUCUGCCAGCGCAUCAACGCAUCAAUGCACAAAUCUUUGGAAGUAGCUAUCUCUCGUUUUGAAGGAGCUGAUAUCACUUCUGUUGUGGAGCUGGAGGGUCUGAUUGAAGUCAACAAGUUAACACAUAAACUCCUGUGUCAGUUGUUAGUGUUAGACGACUUUGAUGCUCAGCUGCGGGAAGCCAACCACAAUGUAUUAGCACCUUAUGGCAGGACUACUCUUCAUGUCUUCUGGGAACUCAACUAUGAUUUCUUACCCAAUUACUGCUAUAAUGCAGCAACUGGCAGAUUUGUCAAAGCAGUUGUGACUACUUUUGCUCAGGCAGUGCAGAGAGACAAACCUCCAAAUGUGGCUCCAUACAUGGUUUGGGGAAGUAAAGCACUGAAUGUUGCUUACAGCACUAUAUAUUCACAGUAUUCUGGGUUCCUUGGACCACCACACCUGAGGUCUAUCGUGCGUGUGUUGGGGUACCAGGGCAUUGCUGUUGUGAUGCAAGAGUUGCUUGAGAUUAUUCACUCACUCAUUCAGGGAAAUAUAUUGCAGUUCACCAAAACACUUCUUCAAGCUAUGCCUAAACAGUGCAAGCUUCCCAGAUAUGACUAUGGAUCUCCAGGUGUUCUGGGCUAUUAUCAUGCACAACUGAAUGAUAUUGUGCAGUAUCCUGAUGCCAGAGCUGAUCUCUUCCACCACUUUAGGGAGCUUGGCAAUGCUCUACUUUUCUGCUUGUUAAUAGAGCAGUCCCUCACACUGGAGGAAGUGUGUGACCUCCUGCAGGCAGCACCCUUCCAGAAUAUAUUACCCAGACCAUUUUGCAAAGAGGGUGAGAAGCCUGAAACUAAACAGAAGCGCCUAGAGGCCAAAUACGCUCCUCUGCAGAUUGUCUCCAACAUUGAAAGACUUGGAACAGCAAAGCAAGCCAUGAUUGCCAGAGAGGGAGACUUGUUGACGAGAGAGAGAUUAUGUUGUGGCCUCUCAAUUUUUGAGGUAAUUCUUACGAGAAUUCAAGCUUUUCUAGAAGAUCCCAUAUGGCAUGGCUCCCCACCUGCUAAUGGUGUAAUGAACGUGGACGAGUGCACUGAGUUCCAUCGUCUGUGGUCAGCACUUCAGUUUGUUAUGUGCAUUCCUGUAGGAGCUAACAACUUCACUGUCGAGCAACUAUUUGGUGAAGGUUUGAACUGGGCUGGCUGCUGCAUGAUCGUUCUUUUGGGUCAACAACGAAGAUUUGAAUCCCUUGACUUCUGCUAUCAUAUUCUCCGUGUGCAGAAGGUGGAUGGCAAAGAUGAGCAAAUUAAAGGAAUUCAACUGAAGAGGAUGUGCGACCGCAUCAGACGGUUCCAGGUACUCAACUCGCAGAUCUUUGCUGUUCUCAACAAAUAUUUGAAAACAAGUGAUCCUGAUAAUUUACCAGUGGAACACGUUCGCUGUUUUCAACCACCAAUACACCAAAGUCUUGCCAAUCAGACGUAUCAGCGGCCAGACCACUUGCGCUGAGCAAGUCCUCACUCCAUUCUACGUUAAUACUUUUGUACUGCAUGUAGCGUACACACAUUUGUUCCUACAUUUUCAUCACCUGAUGAAUAGCUUCUUUAUAUGACUUGUGAGCUUAAGGAUAUUUUGUUUGAGAAUUCUUUUCUUUAGGUUAUAAGCAGUUUUUAUAUUGGUUAUAACAUUUAGAAAAAUGUUAUGUUCAGUAAUGAAUUUUUUAUUCAAAUAACAAAAAGCCUUAGAAAGAAUGUUACAAGCUUCAGGUAUAAUAAUAGGAGUAUGUUAAAUGUUGGAUUUAUUGAACAUGAAAUUUCAAUCUCUCAUAUUUAUAGCUUUCCUAGGUCAAAAUAUUGCUUUAUGUGUUAUCACUUCAUUUACUUAUUGUAAUCUGUUGAUGUUUUUAGGUGUUAAGGUUGCUCUCUAUUUAAUCAUCACAUCUGUACAGUACAGUAUUAUUGUAGUAAAAAAAUAUACAGCAUAUUUUGUUUUUUAGUUGAAAGUGUCUUUGUAAAUUGAUGAAGACAAGGAAGCUCCAGAGUCUAAGUUUCAGUUCCAUUUACCAACCUGGCCUUAGCAACAUGUGCAAAUCUUGCUCAAAUUUAUUUUGUUUUAAAUUUGAACUUUUCCAUAUAUGAAACACUGGUUCUGCAUUAUCUUUUGGUUUUGAUAUAGGCAUUUGUUCAAAUAAUAAUUUUUUUUUUUCAAAUAACUUUCAUAUAUUUUUUAAUGUGGCUGAGAAGUAUUUGGAAACAUUUAGAGGUAUAUUAAAUUUUUCUAGUUUAUGUUUGUUCAGUACUGUAUAUACUUAGCCCUUCCCAUAUGUGGGGGAUGCAUUCUGAAGAAAGGCUGUAUAAUAGGAAUCCAUGUUAGGUGAAUCCAUGUUUAUAUAACGGUACAGCAUAUAUUUUUGCUUUGAUUUUGGUGCAGUGCCUGUCUUUUGAGACCCCACACAUGACCCGCCAUUAGUGGAGAAUAUUUGCUGAAUCAUCUAUUAAUAGUCGAGUUAUGUAAGUACCAGUGUCAUGAAUACCAAAGAUUUUGUGUGAAUAUAUUUGUGGAAUUAUGUCUAUAAAUAACAUUUUUCAUUCUUAAAAUUAUGCAACUCUGAUUAUUGAGUCUAAUGGUUGCUCUGGAUGGCCAUAGGCCAGUAGCUACUUCACCCUCACAUCUGUGUUCUUAGAGAUCAUUGUCUCCAGCACAGCAUGACAGUAUUUGAUCUUGGCUACACCACCACAUUAGGGCCAUUGGCACUGGUGAACAAACCAGUAAAUCAACAGUAAUAAGGCUCUAUAAAUAUAUAGCAUUAAAGGCCAUAUAAAUAGUUGCAGCCUGACGAAACUGUUCAGCUGCACGUGCAAACCACAGCCAUCGUCAGUGUUUUCAGUAGUCAGAAAAUGAGAAACUCAUAGUGAAUGAGUAUUAGAAGAACCUGCAGUGUGUGAGGGCUGAGUAUAUAUAGUUUUCCUUUGAGAAACAAACUUAUUCAGGGAAAAUGUUUCAGUCUCAAGUAUUACCAUUUUUUCUGAUUUGAAAUUAGUUUAAGACAUUGAAAUUUAAAAAAAGAUGAUUUAAAAUUGGUUUAAAACAUUGAAAUUUUAAUAAAGAGUAUACUGUUAGUGCUCAAUUAGUUUAGCACUCAUUGGGAAUAAUUGUAAUUUAAAAGAAAUACUAAAUCAUUAUUUGUUGCGAUGCAGUUGAUGGGUAAGUAGAUUUGCGUUCCAUUAAUGGAUAAUACAAAACUCUUCACACUAAAGGGAAUUGUUUAACAGUUUUUUUAGUAUGGGAGGUAGGUUUGUGUUUUUGCUGAUUGCUAAGUAACUACUCAUGUUAGAGAGGUGUUAAAUAGAUGAAUGUUGUGUAGCAUGUAUUAUCACUUGAACUGACUUUAUUAUUAAACUUAUAGCCUAUACUUCUUCAUUAGUAUUGGGAGUUAACACCAGUGUUAGGAGAGGCUGUGAAGGAAUUAAGGUCUUUGAUCUGCAUCAUUCUAGGUGUUGAUAUGCUAAUACUGUAGCAGUAUGAAUAGCAUGAAUGUGUGAUCUUGGUGCAUUUUUGUGAAUUUAAUAAUUGAUUCCUAUGUGCAAAUAAUUACACUCAUUCAUACACAUGUAUCCAAACAAUACUAUCCUUUAAGGAUUUUGCUUAAUUGAAUUAAUUGUAUAAUUAUACAUAGUUUUAAAUUUUGUAAAUAUGAGCUGUUAUGGGAAUGUACGGAAGAUAUUCCAAUUUGUGUAGAGAUGAGAUAAUACAAAAAAGAAGUGUGCACAGGGAGAAUUUUGACAUAGAAUUGUGUAGUAAGAGUGGUUGUGUGUAGGAUCUUUUAUUGAUUCUAAAAUGCAGAUGGAGAGGUGGAUGGCAUAGCUUCAGGAUAAUGGAUCAAGUAGGGUCCCAACUUAGGAUAUUUUGCAUUACUGAGGAUAUUUCAACGUUGAAGUGUUUGGAAAUCAGAGCCUGUUUUUUUCCCAUAGACACCUAUGUUAUCAGAGAUAAGUUUUUGAGUCAUGAUAUUCUGUAUGUAAUUUCAUGUAUUUUUUAAAUAAUGAAGUGAAAAAAUAUAGUACAGUACUCAGAUGAAUCUAGCUCUUUCUCUCCUUCUUCCCUCUCUUCUUUCAUAUCUGACAACAGAACAUGGGCAGUAGUAAGAGGAGUGCCUUCCUCAUUGUAAGUCAGGGAACUGUUGUAUUGUGUAAAGAUUUUUUUCAAGUCAUGUUACAAAAAUCAAUGUUACUGAUACCAAGGAACUGCAUUUCCAUUGAAGCUUGAAAAGGUGUUUGGAUUUGUUAGGCAAGAUACAUAUGCAACAGUUAGGUACAGUGGAACCUCAGAAAUUGAACGUAUCACAUAUUGAACAUUUCGAAAAUAGGACCAUUUUUUCGGACAAACUGUGUCCCUAUUAUCGAACGCGCCCCUAUUUUUGGACCGCCAGGUACGGGACCUGUCUGCCAGCCCGCUCUGUCCGUGUCCCCGCGCAGGCGCCGUGAGCAGUCUAGCUUUGUUUAUGCUUGAGUGAACACUAACCUGCGCUCUCAUUCACGCAUUUUACGAUUAUUUCGUUGUGUUUAGUGUUUGUGGGACUGUGAAAUAAGCUACCAUGGGCCCAAAGAAACUUGCUAGUGGUACCCCUGUGGUAAAGAAAGUGAGAAACACCAUAGAUGUGAAGUAGGAAAUAAUACAGAAGUAUGAGAGUGGUGUGAGACUUGUUGAGCUUGCCAGGAUGUAUGGGAAAAGCAAGUCGACCAUCGGUUCUAUCCUGGCAAAGAAAGAACAAAUCAAGGAAGUUGAUGUUGUGAAAGGUGUUAAUAUGCUAACCAAAAAAAGACCACAAAUAGUUGAAGAGGUUGAGUUGUUGUUGCUGGUGUGGAUCAAGGAUAAAGAGAUUGCAGGUGAUAGUGUUUCAGAGACGAUUAUUUGCGAAAAGGCAAGGAAGUGGUAUGCUGAUCUGGUACAGAAAACUCCUGGAACCAGUGCUGAUAGUGAAUUUAAGGCCAGCAGAGGCUGGUUUGGCAGAUUUAAGAAGUGUAGUGGCAUACACAAUGUUGUAAGACAUGGUGAGGCAGCCAGUUCAGACAAACGGGCAGCUGAGAAGUUUCUACAGGAGUUUAAGGGCUACAUAGACAGUGAAGAAUUCAAACCUGAACAAGUGUUUAAUUGUGACGAAACAGGCUUGUUUUGGAAGAAAAUGCCAAAAAGGACCUUCAUCACACAGGAGAAAAAGGCACUGCCAGGUCACAAGCCUAUGAAAGACAGGCUUACUCUUUUGUUCUGUGCUAAUGCUAGUGGUGAUUUUAAAGUGAAGCCUUUACUUGUGUAUCAUUC
This is a messenger RNA of Cherax quadricarinatus, 9336 nucleotides long. It is a transcript of the gene Cyfip, whose product is annotated as Cytoplasmic FMR1-interacting protein Sra-1. Gene Ontology annotation, biological process: regulation of translation; cell morphogenesis; axon guidance. Lineage: Eukaryota; Metazoa; Arthropoda; Malacostraca; Decapoda; Parastacidae. Gene Ontology annotation, cellular component: neuron projection; SCAR complex; synapse. The record is from RefSeq and is a predicted model, not a curated record. Gene Ontology annotation, molecular function: RNA 7-methylguanosine cap binding; small GTPase binding.